AUGGCCUGGCGAUCCUCAGGCUCAACCAAUGAGACCCUGAUAGAGAACCUCGCACGCAAUGGCCUGAUCAAACAAGAUCGAGUGAAACAGGCCAUGCUGGCCGUCGAUCGCGCCCACUACGCACCUCAUGCACCCUACCAAGACUCCCCCCAACCCAUUGGCCACCGCGCCACGAUCUCAGCCCCUCAUAUGCACGCUGCAGCUUGCGAGUCGUUACUGCCGUAUCUCAGACCUGGAUCACGAGUACUAGACGUAGGGUCAGGUUCGGGGUACCUUACCCAUGUGCUUGCUGAGCAAGUGAGGCCUGGUGGGAAAGUUGUUGGAAUUGAGCAUAUCCAGCCGCUGGUGGAGAUGGGUGUGCAGAAUACAAGGAAGAGUGCUGAAGGGAGGGAUUUGAUGGAGAGUGGUGGGAUUAAGUAUGUCAAGGCUGAUGGCAGGUUAGGGUGGCAGGAGGAGGCGCCUUAUGAUGCUAUACAUGUCGGUGCAGCGGCUGCGGACUUCCAUCAAGCGUUGAUUGAUCAGCUGAAGGCUCCUGGACGUCUCUUCAUGCCCGUCGAGGAGGAUUCUGAACAACAUAUCUAUAUCAUUGACAAGAAGGAAGAUGGUACAGUUACUAAGACCAAGGAUAUGGGUGUUCGAUACGUCCCCUUGACGAAUGCACCAGCAGCGUGA
Recurvomyces mirabilis is the source of this 672-nucleotide messenger RNA. RefSeq lists its product as uncharacterized. Gene Ontology annotation, molecular function: protein-L-isoaspartate (D-aspartate) O-methyltransferase activity. The transcript is spliced from 2 exons. Gene Ontology annotation, cellular component: cytoplasm. The coding region runs from base 1 to 672 and encodes 223 amino acids. Gene Ontology annotation, biological process: protein modification process. Lineage: Eukaryota; Fungi; Ascomycota; Dothideomycetes; Mycosphaerellales; Teratosphaeriaceae. The record is from RefSeq and is a predicted model, not a curated record.